Messenger RNA from Ruditapes philippinarum (Manila clam), 3451 nucleotides. RefSeq lists its product as uncharacterized. The annotation marks the transcript as partial. Lineage: Eukaryota; Metazoa; Mollusca; Bivalvia; Venerida; Veneridae. The record is from RefSeq and is a predicted model, not a curated record. The transcript has 7 exons.
UUGUGUUUUGUUUGUUUAGAUAUUGAUAGAGUAUCAGGAUGGCACAUCAACUUCAUUUAGAGAAGGAAAAAUAUAGACAGUGGGUAAAGGCUGGUUUAGGACUUGGAUAUUUAAAGGAGGGACUUGUACCAUUCUGUAAUGACAUAGCUGACCAACAACAUAAGGAUAUCUUACAAAACAUUCGGUUUACAAAGUCACUAUCAUCAACUGUGACUUGUGGGGGCUGUCGAGUUGAAACUCUCAAGCCAGACCAUAAGCCAGUACCUGGGAAUGCUGGAAACAAAGUUUGUCCUCUUGGGCAAGUAAAAUGCAACUGUUGCUGUAAGGGCAAAAUUGCUUGUCCGAACAACAUAUGUGGCGCCAUCUAUGACUAUAUCGUGCAGCAUCAUGCAUCUACACCACCUGCGCCAGACUGGAAAAAUAGCGAAGCUCUAAAUUGGUCAACAGACCCGUGGAGCAUUAGCAAAUGUUUUAUAAAUGCUCCUGGGUACAAGGACAAGACAUCAGCAGUCCAUACAGAUUGUACAGGGUUACUGCAUGUUGUCACAAAUAACAUAUAUUUUCAUAAUCAUAUUGGAGGCAUUGCUACUGGACCAAACAAUCUUUUUUCAAAGGUACGUCAGUAUAGAAAUGAAAUUUUCCACUCUAGCAGCAUGGAAUUAGAAGAAAGUGAGGCUAAUACUUACUUAGAUGACAUGAUUGCAGUUCUACAAGAUAAUAAGGAACUUGUACAUCAACCAGCUGCACAACAAGCUGUAUUGAAACUUCAAGAUCUAAAGAAGAAAGACUUCAUUAUAACUACUGUAGACUUUGAUGAAAUUCUGGGACAAAUCAAGGAAGAAAUGAAAAAAGUUCUAAAAUCAAUUGAAGAUGCUCCAACUAAUGAGGAAUAUGAGGAGCUUAAAAAACAAUCUGAAGAACAUGAAACCCAGAUAUUCAAACUAAAUGAGGAGAUAAAAAGACUCAAGGUAGAAGAUUCUCCUCAACAAAAACAGUUAGAGUAUGAAAAGGCAAAAUCAGAAUGGCGAGAAAAGCUGAUAGAACAGUAUCACAAAACCCUGCUGCAAGUUCCUACAACACCUUUGCAACCAAAAAGUGAAAAAUGUAGCUUUAGUGAGAUUUAUAUUAGACCCACAAUAACCAAGGACAUAAAAAGAGAAAAAGGUGAGACAGAGGAGGUGGAGGUUAAAUCAAUGUCCGAAAUCUUCACAAAGGACGGAGUCCCCCAAAAUUCUGUAUAUCUUCUAGGAGAUGCAGGGUCAGGAAAAACUAGUUUUUGUAAAUAUCUGGUUAACUGUUGGUGUUUGGCACACAGUGAGGAACAUGAAGCUGACAAUGAAGAUGGCAGUGGUAAACCUGAAGGUGACAGUGAAACACAUGGAGGUGAUGGUGAAAAACGUGGAGCUGGCAAUGCAAAUGAAGGUGGCAGUAGUAAACCUGAAGGUGAUGGUGAAAAACAUGGAGCUGGCAAUGAAAAUAAAGAUGGCAGUGGUAAACCUGAAGGUGAUGGUGAAAAACAUGGAGGUGAUGGUGAAAAACAUGAAACUGGCAAUGAAAAUGAAGGUGACAGUGAAAAACAUGAAGGUGACGAUGAAAAUCAAGGAGGUGUCAAUGAAAAUGAAAGUGGCACUGAAGAACAAGGAGGUGAUAACGAAGGACAUGAAACACAUGGAGCUGGAGGUGUCAAUGAAAUUGAAGAUGGCAAAGAGAAACACAGAGGUGAUUUUGAAGAACGUGAAAAAAGAGGAAGUGACAUUGUAAAUGAAGAGGUAAAGGGGACACAUAGUGGAGACAUUGAAAACGAAGAGGGCAGUAAGACACAUGGAGUUGUUAAUGAGAAACGAGGAGAUGAAAAACAUUUGGGUGGCAUUAAGAAAAAUGGAAGUGACAGUGAUGACAUUCAGGAUAACAGUGAUGGCUUAAUACACUCCGAAUCUCACAAUGAUGACUCUGAUGAGAUCUUAACGGACUUUAAAUUUAACAUUUAUGACUCUGAAUAUGAUAGCAAAAGUUAUGAACUGAAAUUCAAUGGUGUAAAAGAGAUGAAGAAAUUUGAUUUUGUAUUUUACAUCCCUCUUAGACAGUAUAAUCAAAACAUUGGCAUUGAUGAAAUGCUUCUAAAACGUUAUCAAAUGAAAAUGUUAAACACACUUCUUGAAGAGGAAUCCUCUAGGGUUAUGAUUUUGCUUGAUGGCUUAGAUGAAUGGUCCUCUGAAAAUGUACCACAGCAUAGCAUCUUUAAGGAAUACACAAUAGUAACUACUUCGCGGCCAUGGAAAUUUCAUGCAUUAAGAUCAAGUGAUGUGGAGAUUGAACAGUCGCUGAAUCUGAAAGGGUUUGAUUUUAGAUGUGAAAGGGAAAUGGUAGAUAGAACAGUCUCACAAUUAAAUGUAAGCAGACAUGCCAAUAAAGAAGCUAGAGAAUGUAGGGAAAAUCUAGAAGAAAAGUCUCUUGAAAGUUUAAAAAAGGUACCAAUUAUGCUACAACAACUGAUAUGUCUAUGUCUAUGGUUUGAUGGUAAACUCGAUAAAACUUCAAGAUGUGCCAUCUACACCGGUAUGUUAGAAUUAUUCUUUACAUGGAAUGACAUGAAAACUACAGGAACAACUCGACUCAUGAAGGGGACCCAGAAAGUAGAUCUUCCUAAAUAUUUAGCCGAUAAAACCAAAUUAAGAUUAAAUCGCCAUUUCAUUUAUGAAGUGUCACAGUUGGCUUAUGAGACACUAUUUAAUUGUCCGAAGGAUAAAUCUUUGACCUUUGACAUUUGUAUGUUUGAUGAACUAGAAAUAUCAGAUGAAGUAAGAGAAACUUGCUUGAAACUUGGAAUAAUUACAGAAGAUGAAUGUCCAAGUUUAUCUGUAGCAGAACCCCCAAGCUCAUUGUUCUCUUUUAUUCACAAGUUCAAUGCAAGAAUUUCUGGCUGCAUAAACACUUCAACAUUAAAAUCUCUGUCUCUUGAUGAUGUCUCUAACACUGACAAGUAUUACCCAGUGUAUAAAACAGUUGUUAGUUACCUACCUAGUAUGAUCAAUCUUGUAGCAAUACGUAUGAGUAGUAUGAGUAGUUUAACAAUGAGUCAUGAUGAUACUACUACAUUUUGUAAUUUUCUUGAGGGAACCAGUCAUCUUGAACAAAUACAUCUUGAUAAAGUUAACUUAUUACCAUUGUUACACAAUCUCAGUAAGUUUGAGUUAUUGAAGUGUAGGUUAACUGACAAUAUAAUACAGUCACCUUUAGAGAUGAAGAGUUUAAAGAACAUUAAGCUUAAGGGUGUCAUAAUGAGUUUGACAACAUGGCAGAAGUUUGUUGAUAGUCUUCCUAGUAUUCCUCAUACUGUAGAUCUGAUUGUAUGGGACUGUUAUAUAACAGGAGAUGGUGAGGAGUUUAAUGAUGAUAUUUAUACAUCUGAAUUACAAGGAUUUAUAGGAGGGAAGGGAAAUGAUGCUAGACA